This is a messenger RNA of Olea europaea var. sylvestris, 1393 nucleotides long. Its product is annotated as peroxidase 72-like. The record is from RefSeq and is a predicted model, not a curated record. The transcript is spliced from 4 exons. The coding region runs from base 190 to 1191 and encodes 333 amino acids. Lineage: Eukaryota; Viridiplantae; Streptophyta; Magnoliopsida; Lamiales; Oleaceae. Gene Ontology annotation, molecular function: peroxidase activity; heme binding. Gene Ontology annotation, biological process: response to oxidative stress; hydrogen peroxide catabolic process.
AAAAAAAUUCACCGACUCCAAUAAUCUCACUCUCUCUCCCCCUUUUAAGUAUUCUCUAUAAAUAAUCAUGUUCUCUAUAAAUAAUCAUUAAGUUCUUCCAAUUUUCAUCGGAACAAGUCUGUCCCUCAACACUUCAAAUUCUCCUAAGCAGUACUGCAUUUCCUAUACAUAUCCAGAGAAAGGGAGAGAAUGGGGGAUCGGAGUCUGAAUUUGUUGAUGGUUUUAACUCUACUACGUUUUGCCCCUCUUUGUUUGUGUCAGGUGUCCAAUGAAGCUUGUCUUCACCCACAGUUCUACCAGCGGACAUGCCCCCAAGUCCUACAAAUUGUUAAGUCUGUUGUUGCAAAGGCUGUAGCCAAAGAAACUCGUAUGGCGGCUUCACUUCUCCGACUCCAUUUUCAUGACUGCUUUGUCAAGGGAUGUGAUGCAUCAGUACUUUUGGACAGCAGUGGGAGCAUAAUAAGCGAGAAGAACUCGGUUCCUAACAGGAAUUCAGCUCGUGGAUUUGAAGUCAUUGAUGCGAUAAAAUCUGCAGUUGAAAAACAGUGCCCUCAAACUGUUUCUUGUGCUGAUAUCAUGGCUCUUGCUGCAAGGGAUUCCACCGUUCUUGCCGGUGGACCUAGUUGGGAUGUUCCAUUGGGAAGAAGGGAUUCAAGAGGUGCCAGUUUGAGUGGCUCCAAUAACAACAUUCCUGCUCCUAAUAACACAUUCCAAACAAUCCUCACCAAAUUUAAGCUAAAAGGGCUUGACAUUACUGAUCUCGUGGCAUUGUCUGGGAGUCACACGAUUGGAAAUUCAAGAUGUGUCAGCUUCAGACAAAGGCUCUACAACCAAUCAGGAAAUGCUAAACCCGAUUCUACCUUGGAUAAAUUUUACGCAUCCCAACUGCGAGCCAAGUGCCCACGAUCCGGCGGUGACCAAAACCUAUUUUUCCUCGACUUCGUCAGCCCAACAAAAUUUGACAACAAUUACUUCAAGAAUUUGUUGGCCUCAAAAGGGCUUUUGAAUUCCGACCAAGUUCUUGUGACUAAGAGUCAAGCAUCACUAAACUUAGUGAAGAAAUAUGCAGAGAACACUGAGCUUUUCUUUGAACAAUUCGCAAAGUCCAUGGUUAAGAUGGGAAAUAUUUCUCCAUUGACAGGUGUCAAGGGAGAAAUUAGGAAGAACUGCAGGAAGAUCAACAGCUCUUGAGUGGAGUACCCCACGGUUCAUGGAAUAAAUAAAAUGUUGUGUCUGUAUCUCUGUGUUUUUCAUUCAAAUAUUUAUUAUGAUUUCUUGAUGUUCUUCUUGUGCUUAUGAAGAAAUAAUUGUUUCAAGUUUGUAUCAAGUGUCAUUGGACCCGUGGUGGAAUGUAAACGAAUUUUGUGUUAUCGGAAAUUCUGUGUCGCAAUUA